AUGGCUAAUCCGAAACUUCGGCUUCUCAAUACUCUACGCUCAGGCGGUCGCGCACUUGCGUCCUUCACUACUCUCAAAGGCGCCAGAACGGCCCAAGCGCUUGCGCACACGGGAUUAGAUGUCAGUAAUGUCGACGACGCCGACAUGCACGAUAAAGUCCUCGCCAUUGCGAGCGCGGAUGCCUCUCCAAUUAUUCGGGUUGCGGGCUCGACUAUGCCGAUCAUCAAGCGGGCGCUGGAUACCGGAGCGCACGGAAUCCUCGUUCCCAUGAUUAACUCAGCCGAGGAUGCGCGCAGCGUAGUAUCCCUUGCCAAAUUCCCACCGCGAGGCUUGAGAGGGCAGGGCGGGCCGUUUGCUUGCUUCGCGCACGGCAUUGCCACCCCGGCGGAAUACGUGAAUCAAGCGAAUGAGAACCUCUUGACCAUGGUGCAGAUUGAGACCGCCGCUGGCGUGCAGAACAUUGAUGAAAUUUGUCGAGUGGACGGCAUAGAUCUCGUCCUCAUCGGCCCGAACGACCUUGCUCUUGCCCUGUUGGGCUACAUGCCGGCGAAAUGGACGGAGCCUGCAUAUCUCAAUGCCAUUGAUGCCGUCGUUGCAUCCGCGAAAUUGCACGGCAAGAAAUGCGGCAUCGUUGUGGUAGACGGCGAGGGUGCGAAACAGGCAUUGGAGAGAUUCGACCUCGUCGUGCUGAGUGCAGAUGUAAGGGCACUGCAGGCCUGGUACAAGCGUGAAUUGAACAUCGCUAGAGGUUGA
This is a messenger RNA of Neohortaea acidophila, 753 nucleotides long. RefSeq names its product 2,4-dihydroxyhept-2-ene-1,7-dioic acid aldolase. The transcript has 4 exons. NCBI's taxonomy places the organism in Eukaryota, Fungi, Ascomycota, Dothideomycetes, Mycosphaerellales, Teratosphaeriaceae. The record is from RefSeq and is a predicted model, not a curated record. Gene Ontology annotation, molecular function: aldehyde-lyase activity. Gene Ontology annotation, cellular component: cytoplasm. The coding region runs from base 1 to 753 and encodes 250 amino acids.